UCCACACAUAUCGCUGUACUAGCAACUCGUCGCGUCUACGGUAGAUGUGGACUGAUAGCCUGUGCACCUGUUGCGUGAGAUGCACAGCAUGGGUGCAAAUACCGUACCGUAUCGUAUACAUAAUAUCGCUCUCUCUGGUGAUAUACGGUUAUAGAAAUGUAUACUCUAUGUAUACGGUAUACCGUGCACCGGUAUGCAUUGAAUGGAGAGCCGUUCUUUAAUUAUUUGCCGGUGGAAUUAACAAUGACGGAGACGAUCAUGCAGUGAUUAAAAGAACGAUGUGCAUUCGAUUCAGCUACCUGCUACUCAACGCUCCAAAAUCAAACUGUGCCAGUGCUCUGUUGUACACAGUUCAGUGCAUGAUUCAGCUACCUGCCACUCAAUGCUCCAAGGCCAAGCUGUGCCAGUGCUCUGUUGCACACAGUUCAGUGCAUGAUCUGUACAGAAAGGAAUAACUUGUUCAAAUCAUAGGAGACGGAAAACAACAAAUGGAGCAUUGAAAGAGAAGGAAAUCUGAGAGGAGUGACUCUUCUAAAUCCAGUCAUCUCUAAAAAAACAAGAUGGAGCUGGGAACCCUCGUUUGGUUUGACAGUGGGUUGGAGUACCCUGUUCCUGGUCGUAUCAUCGUCUCUGAUAGUGCCUCCAUGAAGGUAUUAUGUGCCAGCGAUGGAAAGGAAUACCCAAUAGUAGACCCCAGAAAGCUGCUGAGGAUCAGACAUGAUCAGAUUGAACUUGAAAGCAUUCAGGAUAUGGUUGAACUCAGAGAUCUUCAUGAGGGAUCCAUUAUAUUCAACUUACAUACCAGAUACGAGAAAGGUCUCAUAUAUACCUACACCGGUAGCAUAUUGGUGGCCGUCAAUCCUUACAAGCUUUUUGAUGACAUCUAUAACAUAGAGACCGUUAGGAGAUAUGAAGGCCAGCUCAUUGGACAUCUACCACCACAUCUGUUUGCGAUAGGAAGUGGUGCAUACCUUCGCAUGACUCAAACCAAACAGAAUCAAUGCAUCGUGAUCAGUGGUGAAAGUGGUGCUGGCAAGACAGAGAGUACUAAACUUAUUAUGCAAUACCUUGCAGUGGUCAACAAAGCUUCGACUAACCUCAUUACGGAACAAAUUCUAGAAGCCAACCCAUUGCUAGAAGCCUUUGGGAAUGCCAAGACAACUCGCAAUGACAACUCAAGUCGCUUUGGAAAAUACAUUGAAUUGUUCUUCAAUAAUGGUCUCAUCAGUGGUGCCAGGACAACAGAGUAUCUGGUUGAGAAGUCACGUGUUGUUAGGCAGGGUCCUGGAGAACGCAACUAUCACAUCUUCUACCAGAUGCUAGCUGGUAUGUCCAUCGGAGAGAAAGCCAAGUAUGGGCUUACUCAGCCAGAGCGCUAUUUCUACCUCAACCAAGGGGGCAGCAGUCGUGUGGAUACACGCAACGAUGCCGACGACUUCAUCCGGACAGUCUCGGCCAUGGAAGUGCUGAAUUUUGAUCCCAUUAAGCAGGAGACGGCCUUCAGUAUCCUGGCGGCCAUCUUGCACAUUGGAAAUCUCUCUCUCCAGAAUUCAAAGAGGCAAGAUAGACAUGAUAUGCCAGAAAUCACCAACGAUGGUGCCCUAGCAGGAGCAGCCAGGCUUUUGCAACUCGAUCCUAAACAGCUUGAAGGUGCUAUUUUAUACAGAGUCACAGAAACAAUCGGAGAACGAAUUCUUACUCCUCGGACACUAGAACAAGCUGAAGAUGCCAGGGAUGGGAUAUCCAAAUCUCUUUACACCAGUCUUUUUGGAUGGCUAGUCAGGAGUAUAAAUGUCAUCACAAACCAACCCGCUAAGAUGACCUCUAUUGCUAUACUCGACAUCUUUGGAUUUGAGGUCUUCAGGACAAAUGGCUUUGAACAACUCUGUAUCAAUUAUGCAAAUGAGCAUCUGCAAUUCUACUUCAACAAACAUAUCUUCCAAUUAGAACAGCUUGAAUAUGCCAAAGAGAAGAUAGAAUGGCAGACUAUCACAUUUGUUGACAACCAACCAGUCUUAGAUCUCCUGGCCAAGAGACCUACCGGUAUUCUUCACAUCCUAGAUGAUGAAAGCAACUUUCCCAAGGGAACAGAGAAAGCCUUUGUUGAGAAGUGCCACUACCAUCACUCCUCCAACUCCUCCUAUGGUCGCCCUAAGCAGCCUCGUCUUGAGUUCUGUAUCAAGCACUACGCAGGAAAGGUGAUCUACCAGCUGGACAAUGUCAUCGGAAAGAACAGGGACGUACUGAAACCAGAGGUCCUGGAGAUGUUCAAGAACAGCAAGAAUCAGGUGCUAUCAGAGAUGUUCAAGCUAUUACAGACCACGGAGCAGAAACGAUCUAUGAUUGGGGCUAGUGGCCCUUCAGGGAUGAGAAAGAUGAGACCAUCAACUGUGGCUACCAGAUUCAAUGAAUCUCUUCUAGAGCUCAUCAACAAUAUGAACAAAUGCCAUCCAUUUUUUGUUCGUUGCAUCAAACCCAACGAGGAGAAGUCCCCUAUGGUGUUUGAUACCGGUGUUGUAGUGAGUCAACUGAGAUACAGUGGGAUGCUGGAGACGGUCCGCAUCAGAAGAAAUGGUUUCCCAAUCAGAAUGGCCUUCCUGUCAUUCAUGAACAGGUAUCGAUUCCUGAUCAGUGCUCACAUUACAUUCCGAGCAACAGCCAAAGAGCUCUGUCAAGAGAUCUUAUUCAGAGUUGGAGAUAAAUUCAGAGGAGACUACCAACUGGGAUCUACAAAGGUAUUCAUGAAAGAAGCCCUUGAGAACCACCUAGAAUACGAGCGCUCCAAGAUCAUCCAGAAGGCUGUCUUGGUCAUCCAGCGUCACCUGAGAGGAUUCCUAGCCCGGCGUCAGUACCAUCGUAUCCUUCACACCGUGGUCCAGCUCCAGGCUCACUUGAGGGGAUACCUGGUGAGGCGUAGGGUCAGGACCAUCCUGAAGGGACUGGUCCUGUUCCAGGCUCUCUACAGGGGGCGACUCCAAAGGAGGAGAUACCUUGUGAUGCUAAGGAAGGCAAAAGAGGAGAGAGCAGAGCGGGAGAAGAGAGAAAAACUCCGCAUAAAACAGGAAAGAGAGAGAAUUGAAGAGGAGAGAAGGAAAGAAGCAAGUCGGCUAGCAUCAUCUAAGAUGGCUGCCAGUCGAGCACCACCUCCACCAUCCCUACCAACCCAGCCAGCAGAUGUAUCCAGGGUGGACAUUCCCUAUGAACUCAGUUUGCUACUACAGAGAGGCUGGAGUCCGCCUCACAAUGAGAGGAAUCUCAUAAAAGUCGUAGGUCAAGUAGCUCGUCAGGAGAGACCUAUUAGUUUCCCCGCUAACAUCAAUGACCAUCCUUUCUCAAGAUAUGUCAAUAUAUAUUUCAAGAGUGAUGGUUUUGGGUAUCAGGACUUACCCAUUGCUACUGGCUUCCACACCCUCAAUGAAGCCGAUGACGACGAGGCCGUAGCAGUCUUCAAGCUCAUUCUUAGGUUCCUUAUGACAGCUGACCCUGGCAAUAACCCUGCCAAGAAAACUCAGGACUUUAUCACGGGCAACUAUAUUGUACAGAAGGGUUUGAACAAUCGUAACAUCAGAGAUGAGAUCUACUGCCAGGUCUGUAGCCAGACGUGGAAUAACACCAACAACACCAUCCAAGAAAGGGCAUGGCUGUUGCUUAGCAACAUCAUGGCGGCCUUCCCUCCAUCUCCCAAGCUUUACAACUUCCUCCUCAAGUAUGUGUCUGACCAUGCCUACGAUGGUUACAAGGCCUACUGCCAACACAAGCUUCUCUCCUGUGACCCUCAUGCCAUUGAGUCUCAGGGCAGUAGGACCUAUCCUCCGAGUCUCCUGGAGUGGAAGGCUCACCAACUACAGGCUAACAUGUCCUUGGUCACCAGACUUCCUGGAGAGACUGAUCCCAUCAAUGUACAGGUUGAUUCAUGGACAACGGGAGAGGAUUUCGCAGCCGCUGCUCUGAAACAGAAGGGACUGCAGAAAGGUUACAGGGGUUGGUCGGUGGAGCUGAUGGAUGAGAAUGUCCGCUACGAUCUCUCUGGACCGGACUUUGUCAUGGAUCUCAUCGCUGAGAUGGAGGUUCAUCCUGAGAUGCCGGUAGGAGAAUCUCAUUUCCUCAUUGCUUCUGAGAUGAUCAAGAGUGGACAGACUCAACAUAGAAGAACUAUCAAAAGAAGGCAACAAUCUGAGAUAGAAUCAAUCAUAUCUGCUCCUACCCCAACUCGAUCAUCUGUUCCUCGUCAGCGAUCUCAACACGAUCAUCUUCAGUCCCAGUACCCAGCUGACUUCAGUAUUCCUGAGCCAGACUAUGUUGCCAAUUCAAAAACAGGGAGGUCAAUGGCACAGCGUAGCCAGAGCAUCGGUACCAUCUCUGGAAUGUCCGAGUCAGGAUUGGAGGACUACGUCAAUCAGCUCUUUGAUCCAGCUACCUUGGGUAUCCAUGGUGGAGGGGGCAGUGAACCCCCAUCUCCUUCAACCUCUGCAGAUCUCUCUAGUCCUACACGUCUAAAUUAUGUCAUCCGGGGCGGGGGCAGGGGCCCCAUGAUGCCCGUCCCACCCCCGGUCCCGCCCACAUCACAGCCCCCAGCAGGCAUUAUCGGUGUCCCAGCAUUCACACCGGCCUCUGUUGCUAGCUAUCCCACUUACACAGGAGCCCCUGCUGCCGGAUUGACCCAAUACAUGACUCCUGCACCACAAGCCAUUGGAACACAGUUUGUCCAACCUGUACCAGCUAACGUGGCAGGUAUGGUGCCCAUGAUGCAGACACCGAUGAUGACUUCCAUGCAACCACAGGUGGUGCAACCACAGAUGGUGCAAGCAGCACCAGUCAUGGUACCCCAGACUCAACUUACCAACCCAACCCUAACCAAUGCAGCGCUGUCACAACAAGCCUAUCUCAACCAGCAAACCUUAUUGGCACAACAAAGUCAAAUGCAACAGCAGCUACAACAACAGCAACAACAGCUGAUGCAAAGUAUCCAGCAAUUGAACCAACAACAAACUCAACAGACACAACAGGCUCAGGUUGUCAGCACUGCACCAACAGUUCAUGCACCAAAGGCACGUCAGAACACUGCUAGUAAAGUUCAAGCACCUCAGCCUCCUGUCUCACCAGUAUCUUCGGCAUCAUCUUCAUCCAUAUCCCCGCCUCCACCACCUCCACCAGCGGUGCCUUCGGUAAAUGGGGCACCGCUGAAAAGUGCCAUUAAGCAGACAGCAGUCUCAAAGAACAUCCAGGAGAGGAAGAAGAGUAUCCAGUUCAAUCAGGAGGUUGUCAACAUCAGCAAUGGAGCAAGCGAUGAGAGAUCUGCCUUAAAAGCUGUCUCUCCUCCAACCUCUCCGGUUUCUCCUAUCUUCAGAGAUAGCUUUGUUCCCCCUCCUCCGCCUCCACCUCCUCAAUUUGUUUCUAAAAGUGGUCGUACUAUCCAGCUGGAUGAUGUCAAGGACAGGGCUAGGACCAUCAGGGUCGGGAAGAUCGUCUGGCCUCCACGAAAAGCAGAUGGGCCAAAGGAAGAAGUUAUUGUUGGACGCCUAGAGGUAGAACAGCAAGUGGAGUCUGGUCCAUCGCUUCCUGUCAAUCGUCCAACCGCGAUUACCGCCGACAUGCUACAGGACCGUGCCGGCAGCUUGCGUAAGACAAAUACAAAGAAAAUAAGACCAAGGGGUGUUGGUCAUGUGGUAGCAACCAAAGAUUCAGCACCAGAACCAGUGAAGUCACCACCUCCUCCUGUAGCCAAAAAAGUCUUUGGACAGAAGAAGGAUCAUCACUCAGAGGCACUUCUGAUGCUCAAGGAACAAAUGAAGUCUGCACCACCACCAUCACCAAAGAAGAUACUGCCAAAGGAGACACCACCACCUCCACCUGUCGUCACCAAAGCACCAUCACCUCCCCCGCCACCCCCUCCACAAAAGCCCCCUUCUCCUCCACCAAUUGCUCAAGUGGUAGUUGCUGCUGGUGCUGUUCCACCCCCGCCUCCACCUCCUCCACUCCCUCCUCCCGUUGUAACAGAGCACAAGGAGAUAUCAAUCCAGACCACCCAGACAGAGAUGGAAUCUGUUGAUAUCCUCAAGGCCCAAGGCAUCAUCCAGGAAAUUGAUGAUACACCAUCUGUCACGUCAUCCACCAUACCUGAUGCGCUAUCUGAUGCUGAUGUUGAGGAGAUGGAGAAGGUCCAGACAUUGGUCUAUCCGAUGGGACAGUCUUCCUUCUACAUGUACACCAGGGUCAGAUGGAGCCUCACCAUCAGGAAAGAGGUGUUUACUCCGGGAGAACGCCUAGGAAACCCUACCACUCAACAGCUGAUCUUCUCACAGAUUGUCCUGGAUGUCUUCAGUAAUAGCUGCAUCCGUAUGCGUAAGGGAGAGAAACGGUCUAUGGCUCGUCUGCUAGACAAAUAUGGCAUCACACCUAAAAAUCUACCCCAGAAGAGUGCUCAUCGAAAGGAAGUUAUUGAGGCAGCCAGACAAUUGCCUCUAUAUUUUAGCAGGUUUUUCCCCAUUCAUGGUGGGCGUCAACAUCCUGAUCUGAGAUGGUUAUGUGUCAGUGAUGCAGGUAUCUACCUUGUCAGGCAUGAGUUAGAUCCAAUGAAAGAUCAAUUAGUCGUCACAGAAUCAUUCCACUUUUCAGAUCUUAACCAGAUAAUAGCUGCACCAAACCAGAUACUCAAACUCAAUCUAGCAGAUGGAACAGCGAUAAAUGUCUAUACAAACAGAGGUGCUCAGAUCAAGAGUAUGAUUGAUGCAUACGUGGUAGACCUAGAGAAAGAUUCACAUCAUAUGAGGGCAAUCCAAGACUACAUCACCAGAGAAACAACUCUCCUUAGCUUCCACAAAGGAGACAUAAUCAAAGUCACUGGCAAACAUCAUGUUUCAGAUCCAGGUUGGUUAUUUGGAAUGUUGGAUGGUCGUUCAGGUCUCUUUCCUAAGGAGUUUGUGGUUCCUGCCCCUGGUCCACAGACAUUGAGGCAAAUAAAGGCAAAGAAUCGUGUCAACAUUGAAACCCGGAUGCUUGAAGAGCAAGGGCAUCAGCCCCGAAUGGAGCCAGUGAAUGCCCCUAAUGAUGACCAUAAACGUUAUUCAAUGACUGAGUUUGCCAAGAGGUACUUCAGGGAAAGCUCUGACAAAUUUAUCAUGCAGCGUAAGAGUGAUGGAUCUAUCAGAGGAUCCCUCAAGUUCAUGGGUUCACUCAAGAGAUCUAUUCUCAAGAAAGACAAGAAGAAGAGUGAGGAUGCCAUUGCUGUGCAGCAGUACAUCGCCGCUGUAUCUUACACCAAUUCACCAAUCCAGGCUUCCCUCAUAGAUCUUCAAUCUCAAGAACUUAACAAGAUUGCUUUGGAGUGUUUCCUUGCUCUGAUGCAAGUGAUGGGGGAUUAUCCUUUGCGAAGUAAAGUUGAUACCAACCAGGAGAGAGCGAUCUAUGAAUGUGUAGUGUUCAUCCUGAAGAAUUGUCUGAACAGUACUGACCUGAGAGAUGAGAUCUUGUGUCAGGUUGUGAAACAAGUCACUGAUAAUAGGAGUGCAAAGAGGCAAAGUGUGCAGCAGGGUUGGCGAUUGCUUCUCCUCCUGACCACCUUCCUACCGUGUUCUAGUGUCCUCAAGCCAUACUUCUUCCAGUACCUGUCCGAUGCUGCCUCUCACGAGAGUCAGAACCCAUACAGUGGGAUCGCUGCUAUAUGCCUUCAGAGUGCAAGGAAAGCACAGAGAUGUGAUGGGAGGAGGGUGAUACCCAGUGAAACGGAGGUCACACAUCUUUUGGCUGGCAGAACAACUCGGAGACAACAAUUUCUAAUGCCAGGAGGAAUCCGUACAAUGCUUAAGAUAACGACCAGUACGGUGGCAGCAGAUAUUCUAGCUGGAGUCUGUAGUAGCCUUGGGUUAACCAAUGAGAAGGAUGUUAAAGAAUUUGGACUCUUUGCUAUCAUUGGAAAUAAGCAUAAUGAGACAUUACUCCAAGAGAGUGAUUACAUCAUGGAUAUCACCACUCACCUAGAACAGUCCGGUAUCGGCUAUGUACUCCUCUUCCGUAGGGUGCUAUGGCAACGACCUUUGCGCAUUGACCUAGAGGAUUUCAUGCAGAUUAUGUACAAUCAGAUCCGUCAAGACUAUAUCAGUGGUAAUAUGGUGAUUCUAAAGAAUGGUGAACUGACUGAAGAACAGCUGAAUACCAUCAUACAUCUAGCUGCUUACCAGAUGAAAUCAAAUGAUCAAGUUCAACUUCCUACUCAGAAAGACUUGAACAAUGUGCUACCAUUCAACGUGAAGGAGAAGCAGCAAUCCCAACACUGGCUAAACUUGCUACAUUCUAGCCUGGACCAGAUGCGAGACGUCACCCCGGUCCAGGCUCGUGUCAGGUUCAUUGAAAUGCUUCAGAAGUGGACUCUCUUUGGAUGUAACUUCUUUGAUGUUAGGAUGCAGACUGGGGUUAACAGCAGUGAUGCUAGAUUGCUUGCUAUUAAUAAAGAUGGCUUCUUUGUACUCCAGAAUAAUACUCAUGAAAUCUUGAAAUACACAAUGCUUGCAGAGAUUGUUUCAACACGUAGACUCCGAUCCAACGAUGGCAAGGUUUCAUUCUUUGAUAUCAAACAUGGUGACCUGAUGAAACAGACAGUCUCAAGGUUCCAGACCAAUCAGGGAGUUGAGAUAGGUGAGUUGAUCUCAAAGUACAUCAAGUCCCAGGAAGUUGGUACAGUGAGAGAACCUCAACCUAUUUCUAGUGAUUACCAAACCAAUGCUAUCACCAACCUCUGGCCAUCAGGACCAGGAGCCAAUGACCCUUCAACAGGUCAAACUAACGGGAUAGAUGGACGAUACAGGACCCCAUCAUCUACAGACUCUGCCGGAUCCUCCAUACCGGCAAGUCCUAGUCAUGCCCCGCCCCCUGGUGCCGUCAGGGUCAUGUCACUACCCCCUCUACAGGUCAGUGUUGACCAGCCUCUGGAAAACAACAAUAACUACCAACCACAAAAGGGCGCGAACAAUCCAAGCCCAGGACAGGUCAAUGGUGAUUUGGGAGGUUACAACUCCCGCCCAAAUUCAUUACCGAUCGUUGCUAGCCCCAGCUCGAGUCAACCACCUGUCACAAAUGGAUACCCAGGUUCCCCGACGACAAGACAGCCAGUACCAAGAGAGGGUAUCCUCAAGAAUAGCAUGUCACCGACAGGUGUCGUCCGCAAUCCCAUCUCUCAGCCCCAAGCUUCUGAUAAUAUCCUCAAGCGAGGUAAUGUAAGAGGGAUGAGAAAGUAAGGGAGUGUGAAGGAUGCUUAUUACAUCUGGGCCCCGCCUUACAAAGAGUUACGAUUGAUCCAAUCAAUUGUAACUCUAUGGAAAUCCAUCAGUGACAUAAUUUUUUUCUACAGGUAAUGUGCAAAAUGUCCUUUGUAAACAAAUGAGAACACACCGAACUGACAAGAAAUCAAUAGAUUUGUGGAUAUACAUUCAUAUCUAGAAAAAUUUUUGAGCAAACAUGCAUUUUAUAUGUUGGCUUUGCUGACUUUCCAUGGUUGCGAGUGAUCGGAUCAAUCUUAAGUCAUUGUAAGACUGGCCCCUGAUCAACAUAACCCUGUGCAUUGGUUGUGAUCAUUAUUAUUAAAUCUCAGGAUAAAUAAAUCUUUAGGACCAUCAGAAUUAGUCUGUUAAACAGCAAAAAGAACAAGAACAUUGUAGAAUCAAAUCUCUAAAAAAAAAACAUAGAUUAAACUGAUUUUCCACAAUGUUUUGCUCAUCCAUGUAUUGUAACACACAACAUUCAACAGUUCUUAACAAAGAUUUAUACAUUCUAAAAGAAUCUGCAAGUUAAUAGCAAGAUCAACAUUCCACAAUGAAAUUAAAUAAAAUAUCUAAUGAAUGAAAUGUAUAUUCAGAUCUAUUGCAGGUGUAAGAUCAUGUUUUUGUAUUACAAUUCUAUUCAUUUAUCAGUACUGUAUAUCUUGUUUUGUAAUUUAUGUAAACAUUAAAAUGUUAGAUUGUGGAUGUAUGUUGUUGCCAUAUCAUGAAUUAAAUUAUGAUCAAUACAUUUUAUUUAUGAAUUAGUAUGCCUUUAUUUUGUCUUUGAUAAGAUAAUAUAUUGAUGAAUGCGAAAACAACAAAUGGCACAAUAAAUUUUGAUUUGUUUCAGUACAAAAGAAUCAAAUGUAGUAAAUGAAUUUCCAUUUCCAUAUGUAAUCCAGGUGUCCAUGGAUAAUUUUUUUGUACAUUCAGGACUAAUUAAUGAUUUUUAUGUUAAUUAGCAUUAUAAUUUCAUGCAAUCAUUUAGGUGCCUUAUGUGGAUCUCUCAAAAUUAUAAUUUUCUUUUUUUUUGUAAAGAAAUUAGUUCUUUUAGUUUGAAAUCAAAGGUGCUUGUUUGAAAAUUAUUUAAUGGGUAUUUAUGACAUUGCUGUUUUUUUCUUUACUUUAUCACUUAAGUGACUUAAAUUUGAUUUAAAACACCAACAGUAACUCUCAUGUUAAUUCAUGUAUGUAUAUAACAAGCAGAGAUGUGAUAUGAUGUUUAGCAACAUGUUUUUUUUUUAAUAUAUAUAACUGUCAUUAAAAACCUUCUAUACAGCACUUUUUAAUCCUUUUAAUAUUGAUUUUUAGUUCCUCAUUUCUUUACAUGAUGAUGAAAUACACCGUUCUGUCAUUUUAUUUGGUAUGUUUUGUGUGUUAUGUAUGUCUUUGUGUUUAUUCAACUUCAUAGUAUGUUUAGUUUCUUAAUUUAGAUGUGUGAACAUCUUUCACGUUUAUACCUACAAGUAUAGCUAUUUCAAGUGCCAAAGGAGAGAAUUUGUAAUAUUGAAGUGUGUAAAUCACAGUAGCCUAAGAAAAGUAUUUUGGAUCUGACUUAUUGAAUAAGCUUAUUAUACAUUGUAGGGACUACAUCGGUCCUUACGUAGAAUCACACAUUCAUUAAACACACAACCUGGAGAAACAUGAAUAAAACAGGACAACUUGAAUAACCUUGAGGUAUGCCAUGUCUAUGUACAGCAUUGAAUGAUGGGUUUGAUUAUGUGUUAUAUGGCAAUGACUGAUAUGUGUCUAGAACCUAACAACACUUACUUCCUUUUCAACAUACAUACAAAGAUAUUCAUUUCACAAAAGGUAUGAGGUAAAUUUCAAAAUUUGCCCAAUAAAAAGAAGAAGAAAAAAAUUUCAUCAAAAGUAUGAUGGUUUUGAAGUGGGUUGCUACAUUUUCUGACGUGGGCAGUUUUUAAUCUUCAUCUUAUAUGUUAAAUGGUGGAUAAACAUGAGUGGUCUAAUACCUGUACAUUCUGACAUAGAGCUAGUAAUUGAUAUUGAUUAUAUAUAUUCUUUUGUGUCUUUGAUUUUCUUCAUAAUGUUGUCUUUCACUAUUACCAUCAAAACCAAAUGAACAAUUAUUAGGGUACCUCAAAAAUUUUAUCAGAUAUUUAUUUUCUCAUUUUAUAAUUAAUGGUGUAUAUUGAUCAUGGAUAUCAAAGGAUGACAAUGUAUGAUUUAUGUAUUCAAAAUAUCAGAAUAUUUUGUGACUCAGAUACAUUUUCGAAAUUUUUCUUUGCAUAAAAUUCGAUUCUUAAAUACCCUUCAUUGCGAAAAUUCGGAUAUAUGAAAAUAGAAAGCGAUAAAUGGAAUCACAGGGAAAAAGCGUUUUGUGUGUAGUAUUCUGUCUGCCUUUCUCAUUUAUAUAUGCAGGAAUUCCUUUGACAAUGCAUAUCUACAUUAAAAUGAAGUGUCAGAAUUGACUCUUAAAUUGAAAUUCAUACUUCAAUGUGGAAGAAUUAUUAUCAUAAUACAAAAGAAAACUGUUUCAUGGGAUGAUAAUUAUGUACAAAGUAGAUUAUAUUUUGGCCAUGAUUUAUUCACAAUUUAAUUGAAAAUAUUGUUAUGAAAUGUAAAAGUGGUUAGUGCCUUUAUGCAAUAUUUUUCAUUUAUGUACAAGUAAUUUUUUUAAAUGAUUUUAUUUUAAACUUCAUAAAAUUGUAAAUGCAUCAUUCAGCAUUGUAAAUAAUGUGAAUUUUUUUUGUUGAAACAUCCUUUGCCUUAAAUAAUUGUUGGCCUUUCUGUAAUACAGUGAGUAGUGAUUGUAUAAGCCUUUGUAUUUUGUACUCAGUGAUUUGAUAAUCUGUGGGAGCCAUUUCAUAAAGCUGUUCAUAAGUUAAGAGCAACUGGUGAACUUUUCUUACGCGCUGAAUCAUCGCCAAGGAAUAUACCAUUUACCACAAGAAAGGAUCACCAGUCGUUCUUAAGAACAGCUUCAUGAAACACUGACCUGAUUAUCUUGUGAUAUGCACUUAUAAAGAAAUGUCAUAAUUGUUAUUAUUACAUUUAUAUUACAAUUCUUUUAUUUGUUCACAUUCAACUUUUUAGAUUUCCUUAUGAGAUUUUGUCUGUAUGGGAGAAUCCUUUGUUAAACUAAUUGUAAGCUGUUGAUAGUUUAUUUAUCUUGCUGAAAAACAUAUUUUUAUUAUAAAGUGCCAACACUUGGGACCCAAUUCCUUCAGAAAUGUAAUCCCUUUUUUCUUCCUUCUAUAUUUAGUCUCUCAUUUGUAUGUAAGUGCUGAUUUUCUUCAUUAAUUAAAAUGAUGUUCUGUUGCCUUGACUGCUGAAAAAACACUGAAUACAUUUCUUGGAACUGCAACUAAAACUGAAAAAGAAUGUAGUAUGAAUAUUGCAGUAUCCAAUUCUAACAUGAUAUUUUCAUAUUUUAAAUGUUUUCAUAUAUCAUCAAUACUACGCAGUACUGCACAUGUGUGAAUUAUAUUUACGAAUAGCUUCAACUUUUCUGAUUUUUGUAAAUAAUAAUGUUCUACCUUGCAGAGUAUAAUCCAGUGAAUAUAUAUAUACACUAUUUAAUGUAUUUAGAAUUUGUAUUCUGAUGAUGGCCUUAUUCAUGAGUUUAGUGAGAAAAUAUUUGAAAUACUGGUAUGUAUAUUUUUAAAGAGAAAAAUAUGACUGCUUGGGAAAGAUGGCUUACUGCUUGGGCCACAAAACUUCAUAUCUAAAAAAAAAUCAUAUUUAGGAGAGGAUACCUUAUUGUUUGCGCUCAGUGGCAGGACCUUCCAAAGAAUUGUUUCUGAUUCAGCUAGAUACCCCACAGUCUGCCAUAACAAGACUAUCAAAUGAAUAACCUUUCAUAUAACAAGAUGGGGAGGGGGGUUACAAUUUUCUAUUUUUUUUUUAGAGGGAGAUCUUAGUUUUGGGAAAAAUUGCUCGAUAGAUUGUUCAGUCAUUUAAAAAAAUAGUAUUUUCCCCUAAAUUUGAGGUAAAUAUAUGAGGUUUUGCUGCCCUAGCAAGAGAUUGUGACCAUUAUACCUAAAUAGAAUAAAGUAUUCCAUUUAAGAAUUUACUGUGCACAUAUAGUUUCAAAGAAGUAAAUAAUAUCAUAUAUAUGCUAUCAUUGAUAUAAUAAAUCUAAUAGACAGUACAAAGAAUGUGUCUGUUUUAAUUCUGUUAUUUGAAAGCACAUUUCACUUGAUGCUUUACUUGAUUUAUUGACCUCAUUUCAUUGAUUAAAAACUUUUUGGAAGAAAAUAAAUGGAGAGAAUUAAAAAGGGGAGUCAUGUGUGUGUGUUUACAGUUGGGCAUAUUGAGCCAAAUAUUUUGAGAGGGCAGAACGUAGCAUAUGGAAAGCAACUUCUCCAAAAGUAAAUAAAAGUAAUAAA
Molecule: messenger RNA, 13603 nt
Organism: Lytechinus variegatus (green sea urchin)
Lineage: Eukaryota; Metazoa; Echinodermata; Echinoidea; Temnopleuroida; Toxopneustidae
Product: unconventional myosin-XV-like
Exons: 53
Coding region: 561-9230 (2889 amino acids)
Cellular component (GO): cytoskeleton; myosin complex
Molecular function (GO): protein binding; cytoskeletal motor activity; ATP binding
Source: RefSeq, a predicted model, not a curated record